UAUCGAUUCAACGAGAUGGCGAGGCCGUCGUCGUGGUGGAUGGCGCUGCUCGUCGCCGCCGCCGUGGCGCAGCUCGGCGCGUCGGACCUGAGCAAGGACUACUACAACAGCACCUGCCCCGACGUCGAGAGCAUCGUGCUCGGCGUCGUGAAGGACAAGAUGCAGGCCACCAUCCGGACCAUCGGCUCCACCGUCCGCCUCUUCUUCCACGACUGCUUCGUCGAUGGUUGCGACGGCUCGGUGCUGAUCCAGUCGACGCCGGGGAACACGGCGGAGAGGGACGCCCCCGACAACCUCUCCCUGGCGUUCGAGGGGUUCGAGACGGUGAGGAGCGCCAAGGCCGCCGUUGAGGCCCAGUGCCCCGGCCAGGUCUCCUGCGCCGACGUGCUCGCCAUCGCGGCGCGCGACGCCAUCGCCCUGAGUGGCGGGCCCUUCUUCCCGGUGGAGCUGGGCAGGCUGGACGGCAUGCGCUCCAGCGCCAGCAACGUCGCCGGCAAGCUGCCGCAGCCGAACCACACCCUCACCCAGCUCGUCGCCAUCUUCAAAGCCAACGGCCUCAACAUGUCCGACAUGGUCGCUCUCUCAGCGGCGCACAGCGUCGGGCUGGCUCACUGCAGCAAGUUCUCGGACCGGCUGUACCGGUACGACCCGCCGUCGCAGCCGACGGACCCGACGCUGAACCCCAAGUACGCGGCGUUCCUCAAGGGGAAGUGCCCCGACGGCGGGCAGGACAACCUGGUGCUCAUGGACCAGGCCACGCCGGCGCUGUUCGACAACCAGUACUACCGGAACCUGCAGGACGGCGGCGGCCUGCUCGCCUCCGACGAGCUGCUCUACACCGACAACCGCACGCGGCCCAUGGUGGACUCGCUGGCGGCCAGCACGCCGGACUUCUACAAGGCCUUCGCCGACGCCAUCGUCAAGCUCGGCCGCCUCGGGGUCAAGUCCGGCGGCAAGGGCAACAUCCGCAAGCAGUGUGACGUCUUCAAUUGAGAAAUGGACGUACGACUACCAUUUGAAGCUCUGCAUGCCGAUGGUGCACGUGUACGUACACACGAUGAACUGAAAAUGUGUACGUUGACACGUAUGACGUAUAUAUAUAUACGUUCAUUCCAAAGGAGGAGUAUGGUUUAGUGAUUCGUUGGGUUUGCCAGUUUUCUGUUUGUACAUCGAUCGACCGAUCGGUCUUGUCUAAUUCGUUGUGUUAAGUAUGUCUUUUCUGCACCCAAUUUGGAUUCAAUGAAAUAUCAAG
Messenger RNA from Oryza brachyantha (malo sina), 1252 nucleotides. Its product is annotated as peroxidase 51-like. Gene Ontology annotation, molecular function: peroxidase activity; heme binding. The transcript has 4 exons. The coding region runs from base 16 to 993 and encodes 325 amino acids. Gene Ontology annotation, biological process: response to oxidative stress; hydrogen peroxide catabolic process. NCBI's taxonomy places the organism in Eukaryota, Viridiplantae, Streptophyta, Magnoliopsida, Poales, Poaceae. The record is from RefSeq and is a predicted model, not a curated record.